AAUUUUUGUUAUUUAUUAUUACUUUAUAUGCACUAAUACGCUCUACUCAUUGAUUUUAAUUCAGGUUUUUGCAGUUUUAUUAGCAACAAAUUUAUAAAUUUGUCUCCAGUUUCAUUGAAUAAGUGUGUUUAAAGGAUUCUCGUGGUGUUAUUUAUAAGAAAACUAUUUACAUAAAUUACUUACAGUUUGUUUGCAAAAGCAAAAUAGUGUAUUUUGUGUAUUGGAGGUUAAUUGUCGUGUUAAUGAUUUAAAAGAAAAUGCCACCAGUAAAGCGUCACAUUAUCGGUCGGCGUACGCGUAUACGUAAUGCAAGUCGAGUGCAUAAUCUUCGGAACAAUUAGACCGAUGAACAGCGUAGGCAGCGUUUGGAGGCAAACAGAGUGCGAAUUUCAGAAGUGAGAUCUACAACAACUACGGAAGAAACUAUACCAGCGACUUCAGGCAGGAGGCUACAAAGCAGACGAUCAACCGGUACAAUUAAGUAUGAACGUUUGGCGCUUAGAUAUGAACCAACCGUUAAUUAUGCCGGCGAUGAAACAGUCAAUAUUGGGACAAUGACCUUUAUUUGUCAAUAUUGCAAUGCAUUAAAGUUUCCAUUAGAACCGUCAGGAUUAUGUUGUGCGAAUGGAAAGAUCAAACCUGAUCUGAACCACUGAAUUCAUUACUUUUAGGACACGAACCUCUAUCAAAGCAUUUCUUGCCGAAUAUUCAAAAGUAUAACAGUGUCUUUCAAAUGACAGCAUUUGGUGUAAAUAUAAUUGAGGAACGCGGAUUUAAUCCAACUUUUAAGAUUCAAGGACAAAUUCACCACCGUGCAGGAGCAUUGUUGCCAUCAGUUGAUGACGAAUACAAAUAUCUUCAGAUUUAUUUCCUUGGAAAUUCUGAAACUGAAAUAAAUCAGCGCUGUGGCAUUAAUCGAGCAACUAGACGAGAGAUCAUUGUGCAACUGCAACAACUAUUACAUGCACAUAACCUAUUGAUUCAAUUAUUUAAAAUGGCCUUAGAAAUGAAGCCAACAGAUGAUCAUAAAAUAGUAAUCAGAGCAGACAAAAGACCUGCAGGUGAACAUGAAAGACGCUUCAAUGCACCUGUGUUAAACGAAGUUGCUAUUGUGGUGGUUGGAGAGAAUAUGGACUCUCGAGACAUUGUAAUUCAACGGCGUGUUGGUGGCAACCUUCAGCGUUAAGAAACAAAUAAAAAGCAGAAACUCAAAGCGCUCAUGGACUUCAUUGUAAAAUGUCAUGUCUUCGGAGACGUACGAUGUUGGAUGUACUCUGUAGAAUGGCAGAAGAGAGAACUACCUCAUGCGCAUAUUCUCCUGUGGAUGGUCGAAAAAAUAAGACCAGAUGAAAUAGACUUAAUCAUUUGUGCAGAAAUACCUGAUCCCGAAGUAGAUCCACAAUUGUAUGAAGUAGCAAAGAAGAACAUGAUUCAUGGACCGUGUGGCGAACACAAUCAUGAAUCACCGUGUAUGAUCGACAACAAAUGCUCGAAACGUUAUCCGCUUGCUUUGUCGGCUGAUACAAUUACAGGCAAUGAUGGUUACCCUCUGUAUCGUCGCCGCUCUGUAGAAGAUAACGGCAGAACAAUAACGUUGCAAGUAAAAAAAUAAGGAAGUGGUAGUUAACAACAGAUGGGUUGUUCCGUAUUCACCGCUGCUCUCCAAAACCUUUAAAGCGCAUUGCAAUGUUGAGUACUGCAAUUCGGUGAAGUCAAUAAAAUAUGUUUGCAAGUACGUCACCAAAGGAAACGACAUGGCUGUAUUUUUAUUGCAGCUUCUAAUAACGAUGAAGUUUCACAAUAUCAAAUGGGAAGAUAUACAUGCGUAUGCCGACGAUAUUGAUAUCAUCGGCCUCAACACCCGCGCCAUUAGUUCUGCUUUCUCUAGGCU
This is a messenger RNA of Bactrocera tryoni, 1891 nucleotides long. RefSeq lists its product as uncharacterized. Lineage: Eukaryota; Metazoa; Arthropoda; Insecta; Diptera; Tephritidae. The transcript has 3 exons. The record is from RefSeq and is a predicted model, not a curated record. Bases 734 to 1186 code for a protein of 150 amino acids.